Molecule: messenger RNA, 523 nt
Organism: Linum tenue
Lineage: Eukaryota; Viridiplantae; Streptophyta; Magnoliopsida; Malpighiales; Linaceae
Source: the annotation of a GenBank genome assembly
AGGAUCACGCAGCGUAUUGCCCAUCACUAUGGUGUUUUGUGGCUUCUCUCGUCCUCAUCAACGUGGUCGCAACCAGGGCGGCCGGAAGUGAAGGAGGAGGUGCCACCAGCUCCACCGCCGGUUUUGAUUUGCUUGACGGAGAAUUUUGUGGUGCAACACUGGGCCUUCGAACUGCGAUGCGAAAUGCAAGAGAGACUGCAAGAAAUUCGGGCUCAAACCGGAAACCUGUUAUGGAGUUUGUGCCACCGGGACCUUCAUUUGUCACUGUUAUGGGCCUUGCAGCCUAGGCCCACCUUCUGCUGCUUAACUCUUCAGAGUUCAAUCCUUCAGAGUCCGGCCCACUCCACCCGCGACUCCGUUCUUGCUUUUGCUCCCCGUUUCCGUAUUUCUCAUUUGUGGUGUUUCAAUUUUUGAGUUAGCACAGUCCACACUCCACAGAUUCGUUGUUGUUAAAGAAAGCAUGAUUGAAUUUGGAGUCACAAUUAUCACUCAUGGUUUUGUUUAAUGAUAAAUUUCAGGUGAC